Molecule: messenger RNA, 1677 nt
Organism: Setaria italica (foxtail millet)
Lineage: Eukaryota; Viridiplantae; Streptophyta; Magnoliopsida; Poales; Poaceae
Product: putative pectinesterase/pectinesterase inhibitor 45
Exons: 2
Coding region: 1-1620 (539 amino acids)
Biological process (GO): cell wall modification
Molecular function (GO): pectinesterase activity; pectinesterase inhibitor activity
Source: RefSeq, a predicted model, not a curated record
AUGUCGUCGUCCGAUGGCGGCCAGUCGCGCAAGCGGCUCGUCGUCGGCGUCAUCUCGGCGUGCAUUCUCAUCGCCAUGGUCGUCGGGACGGUGGCCUUCUUCCUGACGGAGAAGGCCGAGGACGACGACCGGCUGAGCAAGCGCAACCUGAGCAAGACGACGCGCACCGUGGAGCUCUUCUGCGCGCCGGCCGACUACCAGGGCACGUGCCGCGACACCCUGGAGCGCGCGCUGUCGCAGUCGGCGGACCCCGCCGUGUACCCGCACGCCGCCGCCGCCGCUGCGGUCACCGCCGUCGACCGCGCGCUGGAGGAGGGGUUCAACCGGUCGUCGGUGCUGGACGCGGUGCGGCAGAGCAACGACACCCUGGUGUGGGAGGCCAUCCAUGACUGCCGGAUGCUCCUGGGCACCUGCCGCGACAACGUGGAGCGCGCGCUCGCCAGCAUCGCGUGGCGCGGCGUCGAGGGCCCCGUGCAGGACCUCCAGUCCUGGCUCAGCGCGGUCAUCACGUUCCAGGGCUCCUGCGUCGACAUGUUCCCCAAGGGGGAGAUCCGCGACGAGGUGAAGACCGCCAUGGAGAAGGCGAGGGAGAUAUCCAGCAACGCCCUCGCCAUCAUCAAGCAGGGCGCCGCGCUCGCCUCCAUGCUCGACCUCCACACCGACGUCGACAAGGGCAAGGGCGGCGGCGAUGGCGCCAGCCGCAGGCUCGAGGAGGACGUCGUCCCCGCGUGGGUGCACAGGGAGGAGCGGGAACUGAUCGCCGCUGGAAAGGGCGGGCUCACACCCAACGUGACGGUGGCCAAGGACGGCAGCGGCGACUUCGCCAGCAUCUCCGCCGCGCUGGACGCCAUGCCGAACAAGUACACCGGGAGGUACUUCAUCUACGUCAAGGAAGCGGUGGACGGCGACAGCUUCACGGCGAUGAGGCUGGGCAUCCGAAACACGGCGGGGGUGGAGAAGCAGCAGGCGCUGGCGCUGCGCGUCAAGGGCGACAAGGCCAUCUUCUUCAACUGCCGGAUCGAGGGCAACCAGGACACUCUCUUCGCGCAGGCCUACCGCCAGUUCUACCGCAGCUGCGUCAUCUCCGGCACCGUCGACUUCAUCAUGGGCGACGCCGCCGCCGUCUUCCAGCGCUGCGUCAUCCUCGUGCGGCAGCCGCGGCCGGGCCAGCCCGCCGUCGUCACCGCGCACGCGCGUCGGGACCACCAGCAGACCACCGGCUUCGUCAUCCACCGGAGCCAGAUCGUCGCCGACGAGCAGCUCGCCGCCAGUAACAACAGGUCAGGGCCGGCGGCGGCGGUCAAGACGUACCUGGGCCGGCCGUGGAAGGACUUCGCGCGGACGGUGGUGAUGGAGUCCGUCAUCGAGGGCUUCGUGCACGGCCAGGGGUACAUGCCGUGGGAGGGCAAGGAGAACCUCGGCACGGCCUUCUUCGGCGAGUUCGCCAACGCCGGCGACGGCGCGAACGUCACGGGGAGGAAGGACAUGCAGGGGUUCCACGUCAUGAGCAAGGAGAAGGCGCUGCAGUUCACGGUGGGGCACUUCUUGCACGGCGCCGAGUGGAUACCGGAGAGCGGCGCGCCGGUGAGUUUAGGGUUGGCCGGCGGCGGAGAAGAGUAAUUGUUGCGUGCGUAGACGGCGGCGGCGGCGGUGUGAAUCUGUACCUGUAACGACUGA